CGGGCGGCCAAAUCAGUCUAUUUUCGAUAGUUUUCCGGACAACACGUGCUCGAAAUAAUGCGCCGAAAAGUAAUCCUUAGCCUACUGUUAUGCUGUAGUGGCCUGUUGACAUCGGCCGAGCCUCAGCAAGCGUCACCAUCCACCACGGCAAGGCCUGCUUUGGAGAAUCCAGCUUACGAUCCGACAAUGUACCAGCAGUUCGUCCCGCAAGACGCCGUUCAAAAGUACGUCCACGCCUAUAGUGGCCACAACUACCAGAACGCCCAGGGAGGAUUUGUCCCCUACGAGCCAGCUGCCUACGCCACCAUCCCAUCCUCGCAACCGUUCCAAGCCUAUCUGGUGCCGGCAACUCCAGUGGAGAAGUCCACCCUCUCGAAUUCAGUCCGAAUGCCGACGGCCCGAACUCUACUGGGCAUCCUGGGGCAACUCGUGUCGUUGGUGUUUGGAUCCGUGGGGGCCGUUGCUUUGGGAACGCUGCUGACGUCGAUUCUGUGCUUCGUGACGCCGUUCUGUACCCUGUCGUUCCGCAGUGCCAAAGGGUUGGAUUCGGCGGUCAGAGUCGGAGAAACAACGAAGGAGGUCAUUUCGGCGCUGGGUGAACAGGUCACGGCCGAUCGGGUGAAACGGGCCGCCGAUUUCGUCAAGGUGGCCAUUGACAAGUUUCAACAUUUGAAUAAACAGGUGCGGGAGGCGACCGAGCGGAAGGCUGGGGGUUUUGAGGGAAAUGUGUGAAUAUUUUUGUAGGAAUUAGUCUUGAAUAAAAUUGAUUAGGUUGUGAAAAAA
This is a messenger RNA of Aedes aegypti (yellow fever mosquito), 783 nucleotides long. RefSeq lists its product as uncharacterized. Lineage: Eukaryota; Metazoa; Arthropoda; Insecta; Diptera; Culicidae. Bases 58 to 732 code for a protein of 224 amino acids. The record is from RefSeq and is a predicted model, not a curated record. The transcript has a single exon.